UUCAUCUGACUGCCUGUUACUCUGAGACAUUUGCCGGUCGUCUUGACUCACUGCUAGAAAUGGAGCAACACAACUCUUCCACCUUCAUCUCCUUCACCCUAAACUCCUCCAACUCUAAUGCCUCCUUCCUCAGUCCUGCACCCAUCCCUUGGAACCGUGAUGGUCUGGCCCCUGGCGUGGUCCUGUCUCUUUGCUUCCUUAUCGGCAUACCCGGGAACAUCGCAGUGAUAGUUGUCCUCUGUCGGAACCACGAUCUAUCCAGUUUGAGCCGGAGACUGAUGUUGAACUUGGCUGCAUCAGACCUGCUAUGCCUUGUCACUCUGCCUGCAUGGAUCCACAGCAUUCUGUUUAGCUGGAUAAUGGGUCGGGCUAUUUGCAAGUUAAUGUCCUUCCUGAUUUACUGUAGCAUCUACACCAGCUUGUUGACUAUCACGCUUCUGAGCAUCCAGCGUUACCUCCAGGUUCUGUAUCCACAGACGUGGGCCUUGCUGGGAGUGGCAAAGGAAAGAGGACUGCUGGUUGUCCUGUGGGGGGCCGCCGGGGUCCUAUCUAUCCCUUAUUGGGUGGUGCGAGAUUUGAAGCAGGAUGAGAAUGGACAUUUACAGUGUAUGUUUGUUUUCGCGUCAGACGCUCAGCAAGUGGCCGUGUUGCUCCUACAGACUGUUCUGGGAUUUGUAGUUCCUUUCUCCAUCAUGGCCACGGCCUAUAUCCGCCUCCACCGAAGAGUGAACCAAACAGCGUUUUUCAGGAGCCCCAAGAUGACCAGAUUAGUGACCAGUAUAAUAGUGACAUUUUCCGUUCUUUGGACUCCUCACCAUGUCAUGAACUUGCUGGGAUUGUCAGCAAUCUUUGUAGGGGAUAAGGCUCUGAGAGGAGUCUGGGAGGCCCAUUGGAGAAUUGUUGGAUCUCUGACCUUCAUCAACAGCUGUUUGGACCCAUUCCUCUACGCCUUUGCCUGCAGAAACACCCACCCAGAGAACAGUACCAAUCCAGUCUGUCUCAGUCGUCCCCAUUGAUCCCAAAGCCACAAUCUGUAAGAUUUCGAGCCAUCUCAUUGGCAAUUUCCACAGUAUAAUAAUGAAUAUUGUUUGAAAUCAAAUCUGGAAAACAUUUCAAAUGUAAAUCAGAGAGUAUAUUAAAGGGGAACGUUCAGGAAUUUACAACAACUGAAAGUGGUCUAUGGGACAGGAGAAACUAUAUUCCAUGGUUCAGUUUUCAUUCAUUUUUUCCAUCCACUAGCAAACUAUUAAGGGAAGUCAUAGGGGCAUGUGUGCAUGUUUAUUAGUAUUAUUUAUGUCAUAAUCACCUUUAAAUAACAUCAAACCAAAUGUGGAGUUAAUUUGAGUUGAUUUGGCUUUGACAUUUUGACAAUUGCACAAAUGCCACUAUCACUCCUAUUUAUUUGUAUCGAGAGGUGGAUAAAGUUUGUAGGGGCUGUUUAGGGAAAACCAAACCACAGAUUACAGUUUUUUCUGGCCCAUAGAUACUUUCAAGGUGAGGAAGUGACGCAGUGGUCUAAGACACUGCAUCUCAGUGCUAGAGGUGUCACUACAGACAACCUGGUUCGAAUCCAGACUGUAUCACAACCGGACGUGACUGGGAGUCCCGUAGGGCGGCGCACAAUUGGCCCAGUAUUGUCCGGGUUUGGAAGGCCGUCAUCGUAAAUAAUAAUUUGUUCUUAACUGACUUGCCUAGUUAAAUAAAAUAAUCGAACAUAAAGGACUGUUGGGAUUCCAUAUGAACACCCACACAAUUUUAGCUAUAGCAUGUGGUUACUCUGCAUCCCAUGCUCAUUACAGUCCUGACUGAGGUCUUGAGAUGUUGCUUCAAUAUAUUAACAUAGUC
Molecule: messenger RNA, 1845 nt
Organism: Oncorhynchus keta (chum salmon)
Lineage: Eukaryota; Metazoa; Chordata; Actinopteri; Salmoniformes; Salmonidae
Product: leukotriene B4 receptor 1-like
Exons: 1
Coding region: 60-1016 (318 amino acids)
Biological process (GO): immune response; G protein-coupled receptor signaling pathway
Cellular component (GO): membrane
Molecular function (GO): G protein-coupled receptor activity
Source: RefSeq, a predicted model, not a curated record